Carassius auratus (goldfish) is the source of this 3206-nucleotide messenger RNA. RefSeq names its product oxidative stress-induced growth inhibitor 2-like. The transcript has 6 exons. The coding region runs from base 231 to 1754 and encodes 507 amino acids. Gene Ontology annotation, molecular function: growth factor activity. NCBI's taxonomy places the organism in Eukaryota, Metazoa, Chordata, Actinopteri, Cypriniformes, Cyprinidae. Gene Ontology annotation, biological process: negative regulation of cell growth. The record is from RefSeq and is a predicted model, not a curated record.
GAAUUAUAAAACCCAUUAGCGCAUGAGAGUAUCUUCUUAAGGCUCUAACGGUGCUGCGGCAUCUCUCAUUACAGCCACACAGAAGAACAACCGGAGAAAGCUGCGUGGGUAUUUUACCUUUCCAUUUAAAAUAUCUACGCAGCCGCUCUGCUUGUAUAUUCAAGAAUUGCUAUCUUACGUCAACUGCGAGUUAUUCGGAUCUUGGAAAUUUGCAUUACAGGUGAACCACUAUGGAGCUGUACAACAAAGACAUAUUUUCUGAUGAUAUCCUGCCUGUUGUCAUUGUUGGUAAUGGACCAUCAGGGAUUUGUCUCUCUUAUUUGCUGUCGGGAUACACACCUUACCUUUCCCCCGAUGGCUUCCAUCCCAACCCAAUUUUGCAUAACAAGCUGAAAGAGAAUCCUCAUCUGUCUUUGUUUGACCAGGAUCUGGAGUACCUGUGUGAGGGUGUAGAAGGGCGUUCAUCAAACCCUGUGGCUGUGCUGUUCGACGCCCUCCUUCUUCCAGAUGGUGACUUUGGGGUGGAGUGCGCCUCCCCGCUGAUAUGGAGACAUGAGCCAGAAAGGGCCACACCUCACCUAGUGCUGGGGAAGGGACCACCUGGAGGGGCCUGGCAUGCGAUGGAGGGCUCAAUGCUGACACUCAGCUUGGCUAACUGGAUGGAACUUCCUGGUGUGAAGCUGAAGGAAUGGAUGAGAGAUAAACGAAGAAAUCUACGUAAUGACCGGGCCACACCAGCUGAGAUUGCCUCGUACUAUCAGCACUAUGUGACUAAAAUGGGUCUGGAGAAGAGCUUUGCUUGCGGCACCACCGUGACCUCAGUGUCUCGUGUUUCCCUUGAAUCUGGCCGCUCCGUUUGGAAGAUCCAAGGCCUCCAGAAAAGAGCAAGCAGUGGUGAAGAAAUUGAAGUCCCUUUCGCGGUCUAUGCCGAGAAUGUGGUGCUUGCCACAGGGACCCACGACAUCCCUGCCCGUCUCGACGUGGAAGGUGAAAACCUUCCUUUCGUUUGCCACAGCUUCUGGGAGCUGGAAGCUGCCAUUUCGUCAGGCCGCUUGGACAGCGCUUCAGAGCCGGUUCUUGUGGUCGGUGCUGGGUUGACGGCAGCAGAUGCCGUUCUCGCAGCUCACCACUUAAACACUCCUGUAUAUCACGCCUUUAGACGACCUGUGAGCGAUCCGGCACUCAUCUUCAACCAGCUGCCCAAGCUCCUCUACCCAGAGUACCACAAAGUGCAUCAAAUGAUGAGCCAACAACAGUGCAAAGGGGGUGAGACGGUGGCCAAUCUGUCCAACCAGCCUCUUUCUUCACCUGCUGAUGGCAACUGUUAUCCUGGUUACCUCAGUUUCCCAAAGCACCAUGUGGCUGCCUUCAGAUCUGAUGGCAAGUGUGUGCUUGAGGAUGAGGGAGGGAAACAGACUGUGCUGCAAGUCUCAAUGGCGCUCGUUUUGAUUGGUGCCCAUCCCAACCUGUCAUUCCUCCCCGAACAUGGUGGUCCGCUGGCGUUGGACUCGGAAGAGCCAAUCAGUUGCCGGCGGAACCCGCUAGACGUGGAUCCAUACACGUAUGAGUGUGUGAAGGAGCCUGGGAUGUAUGCCAUGGGUCCGCUGGUGGGUGAGAACUUUGUGCGGUUUCUGAAAGGUGGAGCUUUGGCCAUUGUGUGUGAUAUCGCCCGAAAACGAAGUAAAAAACGUCAAGAGAAUUGCACAGCGAGCUCAUUGAAUAUUCAACUGACUAACUGUACACUGGAAGCAUGAAAAGACUUUGACUUUUAAGGGGUGAAAAGAGUUUUGAUAUACGUGACCCUGGACCACAAAACAAGUGUUAAAUGUAAAAUUAGUCAAAAUUGAGAUUUAUACAUCAUCUGAAAGCUGAAUAAAUAAUAGUUUCAUUGAUGUAUAGAUUGGACAAUAUUUUGCCGAGAUGCAAAUAUUUGAAAAUCUGGAAUCUGAGGUGGCAAAAAAAACGAAAUACUGAGAAAAUCAUCAUUAAAGUCCUUAGCAAUGCAUAUUACUAAUCAAAAACUGAAGUUAUUAAUGGUAGGAAAUUUACAAAAUAUAUUCAUGGCACAUAAUCUUAAUAUCCUAAAGAUUUUGACCCAUACAAUGUAUUUUUGGCUAUAGCAACUUAAGACUGGUUUUGUGCUCCUUGGUCACACAUAGCUAUCUAUUCCAGAAUCCACAUGUAUGUCAGAAAAUGCUCAGUGGUUCUGCUCCAACUGACACAAAGGAAUCAGUUGUUGAACAGUUCAUGACCGUUCCCACAUCCCACAGCGCACGGACACAUUUUUUUGUUGUUAAUGUCUAACUAACCCACCUCUGAACAUUAAUCUGAGUCUUCAGACACAUGGUGCUUUAACACUUCAGGGAUUUAUUUUUCCAUGGCUGCUCACUCGAAACACUACUCCUGUUCUCACAGCAAUCAUGUUCUGUUGUGCCAAAUUAACUUUUGUAGGCUCAGUGUUUUCAAAUCUAAUAUUUCCUUCAUGUAAGGAAAACACAAAACUUAUCUUUGCCAAGCAAAUGCUGCUGUUGUAUCAAUGGUGGUACUAACCCUCUUACUGUCUUCUUCAGUGAAUGUAGAAAUCAUAGUGGACCUGAAAAAUCAGAAAGAUCAUUGUAGUUUCUUCUUCUUGUCUCCCGUACAUUGCCUUCAAUUGUAGUGAAUCCUCGGUUAUACCAGCAAACCAGACUUGAGUGUCUAGAAUUAGGGCUCUUUAAAGUUUAAGACGUCCUUGUUGCAUGAUGCUGUUACAAACCUAAAGCCAAGCUCAGUGAGGUCCGGCUGCUCUUACAAAACUGACCACAAGAGGGCCUUUGCACGCCGUGAGUGAAGCCAGCAACAUUGCAUCAGACAUGAUCUAUCAUGACGUUAUUUGAAUUAAUUAUUAAUCCUCCAUAAGCUUAUUCAACGUUGUGUUAACCGACAUGGGCCAAAUAUAUGACCUAGAGGACCUUUUGAUGCAAUGAUUGCAAAAUCAAAACAAAUGCAUAUAUUGUUCCUUCAAGAAGAUUAUUCAUGAUUAUGAUGCAACCUCCUUUUUUUUUUUUUAUCUAAAAACUAUUACUGCUGCAUUAAUUGCGUGUAAGUUAUGAACCCCGGCAGCUCUGAUAAAACAUGUUUGUACUUUUUUAUGUAUAGUUUAUCUACAUGCGUUGUUGCAGUCAAAUACUUUUUUUUUAAAAUAAUAAACUGGAGCCUGAAAACAA